AUGGAUAUUAUCAUGUAUUUACAUCAUACAUUAAUCCAGAAUGUCAUCAUCUGCCUUAAUGGCAUUUUAAGUACUUCCGUUUUAUUAGGCAGUGUAGGUGGGCAGAUUCUAAUAGCAUCCAGACAAUAUCAAACAGUGCUAGACAGUGAUGGAUUUUCCCUGGCAUUUAUCUAAAUAUCAGCAUGGGGAAAUGCCUCUUUGUAACAGCUCUCAUAAACUCCCCAGUUUGUACAAUGAAUAUAAAUUCACCCGCUUACUCUGACUUUGUUCUGCAGGUGUCCCCUCCUCCACCUAAGUCCAAGUGGCGAGGACUAUCUGCCAAAUUAGGCCGGGGGGAGCAGAAGUCUACACAGGCAGGCCGCAGUGAAGGCCAAGGAACCUUGUCAAGGAUCUUCAAAAUGGGAGGAAGUAGAUCUGGGUCACCUGCCAAGCGCUGAUGUCCCUUCUUCCCAUUCCUUUUUAAUGCCAAAAAGGGUGUAUUUGGAAGAAAAAGGAAGCCAACGAGGGAGAUGAAGCAAGAAACCGGAUUGAUAGCCUGACCACUGCCCUGCCGCUAACGCACUAACGCUGGCCUUUGCGUCUCCACCUCACGGCUCAGCCGCUGCGUCUAACCCGUCCUCCGGGACACAAGCAUGGCCGUCGUAACCAGAAUCACCGAUAGCCUUCUCGCGCACGCAGCCUCGAAGGGUCUCAUUCCCCCUUUCUGUCUUUUUUCUGUUGCUGUUGUCGUCGUUGUCAAAGUGUCGAACCCUAACAGUGGGGACUGGAACAUCGGCGGGCUUGGUAACCAGCCCAUCCGGAACGUUCCCUUUCCGUCGCCUCUCCCAUGUUUUCUUUUUUCCAUGUCUCCCCACUCUCCCUUUCCGUAUUUGCUGUGUUUACCGCCUAACAGAUUAUUAGUUAUUAGAGUAGCAUAGAAAUGCUUCUUGUGACUCUUCUUGUCAUCUUGUGCAGAUUAGUGUCUUUGGUUGUAAAUGUGUAGCCCAAUCACUCACGGUCCGUGUGUUUUCACUCCGAGCAUCUUGCUCAAACUGCAACCGAAACUGCACAGAUUUUAAUACCUCCAUCCCAUCAUAACGUACAGGCAGUUUGCCUGGAAUCUGUAAUGUUUAGCGCCUGAUCUUGUUGGCUGUAAAAUUGGAGGGGAAAAUGACCUACAAGGGUUGUAAUUUAACCAAUUAUAUAUAUAUUCAUGGUACCCACUGAUUUUCUAUCUGCUAACUAUUCUCUUUAGCAUGAACACAUCAUUAAUUUAAUUAAUUAAUUUAAAAUUUUAACGGUAAUGGGACGCCAUUUUCCCAGCCAAACUUUAAGUAGAUUAAAAGUCUGUCUGUACUGCACUGUUUUUGUGACUGUGAGGAAACGGCCUUCACCGAAUCAAGUUCUGGGGGGCAUUAGUAUAAUUAUCCUGGUCUUUACAUCAUGAUAAAUUUAACCCCCCACCCACUACCCACCCCAAGCCAUAAAAGUGUAUUUUUUGUUGUAUGCUAUCAUAAUGUCUCGUGUUUGUUACAUUUGUUAUCUGUCGAAAUAAAAAAAAUUGAAUAGCUAGUUAACGCAAUGCCAUUUGUAAACGCAAGAGAAUUACUGCCCCAUGAUUGUGUACCUUUGUUUUCCUGUGUCCUGUUGAAAGUGUUUCCGGCUGUCGGGAAAAACAGACACAUCCUUUUUCGCAUCUAAGCAAACACUGGGAUAGAGAGGAAUAGGACAGGUUGCCAAAAAGUUUGUUGAGUGUCCUGAGGAACAGAGGGACGGAGAUUGAUUCAUCUCCACCGUGGUUUUGCCCACGUUCAUCCCCAAAAACAACAGCACCAUCUGUGUAUUUAAAGUAAGCUUCAGCCUGCGUACGCAUGUCUCUGUGUGUGCGGCUCAUGCGAAUCAGUUUAAACCUAGAAGCCUUCGCUGUCCCCGGCACAAACAAAAUGACCCGCCUCUUAACUUAAAUAAAAGCCAUUUAAAAGUU
Molecule: messenger RNA, 1963 nt
Organism: Paramormyrops kingsleyae
Lineage: Eukaryota; Metazoa; Chordata; Actinopteri; Osteoglossiformes; Mormyridae
Source: RefSeq, a predicted model, not a curated record